AUGGCUUCGAAAUAUGCAAGAUACACGAUUACAACUUCAGAAUGGCAUUAUCUAAAGAUAAAAAUUAAUUUUGACCCACCAGCCGAUCCAUUACCGAUUAUAACAUCGCUGGCACUUCGCUCACUGAUAAGUAAAUCAUUAUCAGAUGUAUUUGGAGUCAUUGGAUCUGGUGUUCACGUUGAUAUUUUAUAUUGGAGUGGCGAUGACCGUCAAGGUGAAGAGUAUGUUGGAAUAAUUAGAGUCCCAAGGGACUCGCUUACAUUAUUUAAUGCAACUUUAGACGUUGGUGAUCAAAUUAGUAAAGAAAUUAACUUUGAAGUUCUUGGAAACUCAGCUUUUUUAAUGGAUGUUGUAGCUGUAUUAUGUGUUUGCUGA
Molecule: messenger RNA, 375 nt
Organism: Scutellospora calospora
Lineage: Eukaryota; Fungi; Glomeromycota; Glomeromycetes; Diversisporales; Gigasporaceae
Source: the annotation of a GenBank genome assembly